AUGCCUCCAUCAGUAACGAAGGAUCGUGUUUCUAAGACUACGAAGUUCUUGGGUGAUUCUAAUCCAAAGGCGGCCCACCGAACACCGAGGAAUGACUCGUGGGAUAAGCCACACCUCUCUGACGCUUCCCAGGAAACCAACAUCCUUGCUCUGUACCACGAAACUCCUGAAAAUCUCAAAGGCAUAACGAGAUCCAAGGAUGAUGCUAGAGAUUUGCUAGCCUUAGAUCCUGAAACAUUAGCUGAUUUCAAGUCCUUGAUGGAGUUUUUGUUUUCACAACAUCAAGGUCUCCUGCGUCUCAACAAUGUUAAGACGGCAGCGUCAAAACGUCUGUUAUGUGACGUCUGCAACGAAUUUUUGGAUUUCCUAACGCCAAAGUCUACGAAAAGCCUCCUAGAUGUCCAUUUUUCCAGGGACCGCGAUAUUGAGAACAGUCACCUCCGAGGAUGGUUGCUGUUUCAAUUCGCACUCGAUAUCCGAAUCCAUACUCUAAAUCGCUUAAAGAAGGAACCCAAGUGGUUGGGGCCAAUUCCAGAUAGCGUGUACGAAGCCUUCGCGAACAACUUAGCCCCCGAUAUGGACCUAAUACGUCCAAAGGGCGUGGAGGAUCAAAUAGAGGGCAUCUUGUCGGGCAAGGACUUUGUUUCUUUCAGCACCACGAGAAUCAAUGCAAGUGAUUCAGCUUUAGAUACCGACAUGGGGGUUGACUAUCUUGAUAUCGACUUGAUUCAACCAAAAAAAGAAAUAAUGUCGAAUCAAAAAACAACCUUGGGAAAACAUCAAGGAAAGUCUCCCCAAGUACUCAUAUCUGAAGACAAUCCUUCCGAGACGUCAAGUCUCGAGGUCCCGCGGAAGCUCAGCUUCAACAAUCGAUUUGGAUUCCUAAUUUUCUUUGCUCUCGCGUUAUUCGCAAGUGUUUUCUUCGGAGCCGGGGAGAAAGGCCAAAAAUCUGAUAUGAAAAGGUAA
Orbilia oligospora ATCC 24927 is the source of this 966-nucleotide messenger RNA. RefSeq lists its product as uncharacterized. The transcript has a single exon. Bases 1 to 966 code for a protein of 321 amino acids. The record is from RefSeq and is a predicted model, not a curated record. NCBI's taxonomy places the organism in Eukaryota, Fungi, Ascomycota, Orbiliomycetes, Orbiliales, Orbiliaceae.